AUGGGAGCCAACUAUCUGGCUGUCGUCGCCAGGGAACCAGGCAAAUAUCUCGACAAAAUUCGACAACUUCGACAAGUCCAACCUCUUUGGAGUGUGACUAUAAAUAAUGGGAGCCCACUACCUGGCUUUCGCCGCCAAGGAACCAGGCAUAUCGACAUCACGCCAGUAGGCUAG
This is a messenger RNA of Sclerotinia sclerotiorum 1980 UF-70, 174 nucleotides long. RefSeq lists its product with no specific name. The record is from RefSeq and is a predicted model, not a curated record. The transcript has 2 exons. NCBI's taxonomy places the organism in Eukaryota, Fungi, Ascomycota, Leotiomycetes, Helotiales, Sclerotiniaceae. Bases 1 to 174 code for a protein of 57 amino acids.